Molecule: messenger RNA, 843 nt
Organism: Paramecium tetraurelia
Lineage: Eukaryota; Ciliophora; Oligohymenophorea; Peniculida; Parameciidae
Exons: 2
Source: RefSeq, a predicted model, not a curated record
AUGUCUUCUAACAUAUAUUUAACAUAGACUUAAAUUCAUGAUUUGUUUGAGCCUUGCGAAACCAAAAAAAUCGAGGUUAAAACUUUAGACAUCCCAUCAUUCGGAGAUGAUAACUCAAGUUAAUAGUCACCGGAGUUUCAGUAGGAAGCAUACUAUUUUCUUUCUAGUUGCAAAAAGGACGAAAACUACACCACAAAUCCAACGAACAACACAAACCGCCACCUAAGUCAGGAUUCUAUCAUAGAGUUGAAAGAUGAUACAGUUAGAAGUAUGUAACAAUGUAUAUUUAGUUCAGUAUCGAAGGCUGAAUAUGAGAGUUUGAAGAGAGAUGCUUAAAACUACCAGGCUUUGAUGAAAUUGAACCUCAAAUUGAAGGCUCACAAUCAAAUGAAAAAUCAGGCUAAUUCUUACCAAUGUACUAAUUAUUGUUAUUAUGAAUCAGCCCAAAUUUAUGUGGCAUAAGAAUGCAAUAAGAAACUGCAGGGACACAUUUAUGAGCUUCUUCAAACGAUCAAGAUUUUGGAAACUGAAAAUUAAUAGUAUUCUGAAGAUUUAUUACUACUGAGAUUGCAGAUACAGGAUUAAUUAAAAAUUAUACAAUAGGGUAAGAUUGAUAUUGAGAGAUUAAAAAUAACAAUGAUUGAAAAAGACGAAAGCUUAAUUGAGUUACAAGACAAUUACAAGAAACUCUUUAAAGAGACUGAAAGAACAAAGAAUUCUAAAAGUGCUUAACGAAGUACUUAUGUAUCUACUCAUACUUCCAGUCCUUUAUUCAAAGGGCUGUCAAGAAUUUGUCUUAAUAAUUACUGUAAUUCAAGUUUUGUUAUUGAAAAAUAGCAAUGA